Molecule: messenger RNA, 5856 nt
Organism: Harpia harpyja (harpy eagle)
Lineage: Eukaryota; Metazoa; Chordata; Aves; Accipitriformes; Accipitridae
Product: hexokinase-2
Exons: 18
Coding region: 10-2862 (950 amino acids)
Biological process (GO): glycolytic process; intracellular glucose homeostasis; glucose 6-phosphate metabolic process
Cellular component (GO): cytosol; mitochondrion
Molecular function (GO): glucokinase activity; ATP binding; fructokinase activity
Source: RefSeq, a predicted model, not a curated record
ACCUCCUCAAUGAGCCACAUUGUCGCGGGCGAGUACCGCGGCGCGCGCUGCUCCGGGGCCGCCUCUGCUCCGCUCCGCACCGCUCCGCUCCGCACCCCGCCGCGCAAGAUGAUCGCCUCCCACCUGCUCGCUUACUUCUUCACCGAGCUCAACCAUGACCAGGCGCAGAAGAUCGACAAGUACCUCUACCACAUGCGGCUCUCCGAGGAGACCCUCCAGGAGGUAUCCCAGCGUUUCGGGAAGGAGAUGGAGAAAGGGCUGGGAGCAGACACCAACCCCACCGCCUCGGUGAAGAUGCUGCCCACCUUCGUGAGAUCCACCCCGGAUGGGACAGAGGAUGGGGACUUCUUGGCACUGGACCUCGGUGGCACCAAUUUCCGCGUGCUGAGAGUGAAGGUGUCCGACAACGGCCUGCAGAAGGUUGAAAUGGAGAAUCAGAUCUACGCCAUCCCCGAGGAACUCAUGCGAGGCAGCGGGGUGCAGCUCUUUGACCACAUUGCUGAGUGCUUGGCCAACUUCAUGGAGAAGCUGAAAAUCAAAGACAAGAAACUCCCCCUUGGGUUCACCUUCUCCUUCCCGUGUCACCAGACCAAGCUGGAUGAGAGCAUCCUCGUUACGUGGACGAAGGGAUUCAAAUGCAGCAGCGUGGAGGGGAAAGACGUGGUGUCGAUGCUGCGCAAGUCCAUCAAGAAAAGAGGGGACUUUGACAUUGACAUCGUGGCUGUGGUGAACGACACCGUUGGGACCAUGAUGACCUGUGGCUACGAUGAUCAUAACUGUGAAGUUGGCCUCAUUGUUGGUACCGGUACCAAUGCCUGUUACAUGGAGGAGAUGAGGCACAUUGACCUGGUGGAAGGGGACGAAGGUCGGAUGUGCAUCAACAUGGAGUGGGGGGCCUUCGGUGACGACGGCGUGCUCAACGACAUCCGGACAGAGUUCGACCGCGAGAUAGACAUGGGCUCGCUCAACCCUGGCAAACAAUUGUUUGAGAAGAUGAUCAGUGGGAUGUACAUGGGAGAGCUGGUCAGACUCAUCCUGGUGAAAAUGGCCAAGGAAGGGCUCUUGUUUGGAGGAAGGCUCACACCAGAUUUGCUCACUACCGGCCACUUUGAGACCAGAUAUGUCUCUGCUAUUGAGAAGGAGAAAGAAGGACUGCAGAAAGCCCACGAGAUCCUCACCAAGCUGGGCCUGGAGCCAUCUCAUGAAGACUGUGUGGCCACCCACCGCAUCUGCCAGAUCGUCUCCACCCGCUCGGCCAACCUGUGCGGGGCCACCCUGGCAGCUGUGCUGCGACGCAUCAAGGAGAACAAGGGGGUGGACCGGCUGCGGUCCACGGUCGGCGUGGAUGGCUCUGUCUACAAGAAGCAUCCUCACUUUGCCCGGCGCCUCCAUAAGACAGUGCGGAAGCUGCUACCGGACUGCGAGAUCCGUUUCGUGCGGUCAGAAGAUGGAAGUGGCAAAGGGGCAGCCAUGGUGACGGCGGUGGCCUACAGACUGGCCGCCCAGCACAAAGCACGGCAGAAGAUUUUGGAGGCGCUCAAGCUGAGCCACGAGCAGCUCCUGGAGGUGAAGCAAAGGAUGAGGAUAGAGAUGGAGAAGGGGCUGGGCAAGGAGACGCACGCAGAGGCAGCGGUGAAAAUGCUUCCCACCUACGUGUGCUCAACUCCAGAUGGGACAGAAAAAGGAGAUUUCCUCGCCCUGGACCUGGGAGGUACCAAUUUCCGUGUGCUGCUGGUGCGCGUCAGGAACGGGAUGAGGCGUGGUGUCGAGAUGCACAACAAGAUCUACUCCAUCCCAGUGGAGAUCAUGCAGGGGACGGGAGAGGAGCUCUUCGACCACAUCGUCCACUGCAUCUCCGACUUCCUGGAAUACAUGGGAAUGAAGGGCGUAUCACUCCCGCUUGGAUUCACAUUCUCCUUCCCUUGCCAGCAGAACAACCUGGAUGAGGGGAUUCUCCUGAAGUGGACAAAAGGUUUCAAGGCAACUGGCUGUGAAGGAGAAGAUGUGGUGAACCUGCUGAAGGAGGCAAUUCACAGGAGAGAGGAAUUCGACCUGGACGUGGUCGCGGUGGUAAAUGACACAGUUGGCACCAUGAUGACCUGUGGGUACGAAGACCCCUGUUGCGAAGUUGGGCUGAUAGUCGGCACAGGCAGCAAUGCCUGUUACAUGGAGGAGAUGAGGAACGUGGAGCUGGUGGAGGGGGAGGAGGGCAGGAUGUGCGUCAACAUGGAAUGGGGGGCGUUUGGUGACAACGGGUGCUUGGAUGACAUACGGACGGAGUUUGAUGUGGCGGUGGAUGAGCUGUCUCUCAACCCUGGGAAGCAAAGGUUUGAGAAGAUGAUCAGCGGGAUGUACCUGGGGGAGAUCGUCCGAAACAUCCUGAUGGAUUUCACCAAGCGAGGGCUGCUCUUCCGGGGACGGAUCUCAGAGAGGCUGAAGACCAGAGGGAUCUUUGAGACCAAGUUCCUGUCCCAGAUAGAAAGCGACUGCCUGGCCCUGCUCCAAGUCCGCUCCAUCCUCCAGCACCUCGGCCUGGAGACCACGUGCGAUGACAGCAUCAUCGUGAAGGAGGUGUGCACGGUGGUGGCCCGGCGGGCAGCUCAGCUCUGCGGGGCUGGCAUGGCAGCCGUGGUGGACAAGAUCCGGGAGAACCGCGGGCUGGACUUCCUCAAGGUCACGGUCGGUGUGGAUGGGACCCUCUACAAGCUGCACCCUCACUUCUCCACCGUCAUGCACGAAACAGUGAAGCAGUUGUCUCCAAAGUGCGAAGUGACCUUCCUCCAGUCGGAAGACGGCAGCGGCAAGGGCGCAGCGCUCAUCACGGCGGUGGCCUGCCGGAUCCGGGAGGCUGGCCAGCGAUAGAAGGAAGGAGGUUUGCCGAAGAGCUUGGUUUCAGCAAAACAGGACGUUUCCCUGCCCGGUCCCUCCCUCCCUCCCUCCGUACACACACACACACACGCACACACACACACACACACGUGGCCUCCCCUCGCAAGCAGACUCUUAGCUUUACUUGUUCUCUUGAGAUACCACCAGUGGGACUGGAGAUGCUGUGUGCUUUGUAUUAAGUGUUGUCUUAGGAGUUUUAUUGCAUGCCAUAAAACUGCGUAUCAAGUAAAGCUAAAAGUGUCUUUUGGCUGUCUACCUAUAUUUCCAGUUAGAGCUGGACCUGUUCCACUUGCAGCCUCCGUCAAACACCAGCUCUCCUCCCCACAUCUCCUAACCGCUCUCAUUAUCUUCCCUAACAGCAGAAAGGAUAAUGCUAGAAUAAUUAAGACACUGCAUUGUCACUUUACAGUAACUAGUACCUAUUUAUGUAUGUCGGAGUCGUAGCAUGUCCGUGCUGUAGAAAGCAAACCUCUUUAAGAUUGGGCUAAAGACCUCCAUUAGUCUUUUACCCUGAUCAAGGCUGUAUUAUUUCCAUGAAAGUCAUGGUAACUCUUAAAGCACAGGGUGCAGAAUUUCAGCCGGCGUGUUCUGAGUCUGCACUGAGAGAUACCAAGUAUCUCUGUUGGUGAGCAAUAUUAAAGAACCUGCUGGAUCCAAGUUAGAGGUGCUCCUUUAACUGCUCCAGCAGAGCACGUGCCUGGAAAUAAUUGGGGACUCAGGGUCUAAUCCCAUUUCCCGACCUCUCACCCGCACCCUAAAUAGAGUGUAGGAAUGUGGCAUGUAUGUACGGUUGUGUUACGUUCCCUGGAAACCACUAGCACCCUUCCCUGGUCCAUGUGCGGAUACAAGGAACCACCACCAAGAUGGGUCGGUGUCUUCCCUGCAAAUACACACACACUCAAAUGUUGUGGCCGUGUGUCUACACUUGGCGCGGUGAGUUUGGUUUGCUUUUUGUCUGUGAAAUAGUUCUGCGUCUUCAGCCUUUUAGGUGACACCUGGAUUUAUACACUGUAUAUUUAUGUUUCAAGAGAUCUUAAAUCUUUUUAUGUACAUAGUCUUGGUGGGGGGGGUUAUAUUGCUUAGAAUUGACUUCACCUUUUAAUGUCAUUUAAGAAUGCUACAGAGUACUUAUUUUCUUUUUUCUUGUGUUAUUUUUUUAAUUUAAAAUUUUCUUGGGGUAGACUGGAGAAAGAGACCCAAAUUCCUGAGGACAGUUGUACAAGAGGUUUGGGCAUUCUGAAUUUAUCACCAGAACAAAAGGGAAAUCAGAAAGCCAGGGAUGCGAUGCACAGGAGCAGCGGGGCCCUGCAGUGAAGCUUUGAGGAUUUGGCUGGUUUUAACCCAAGGAGAGGUUUUAUUUUGUCCCCCUGCCCUCCCCAGCCUGCUUUGCUCUGGAAGGUCACAUCACUUCCUAUUGCAGUGCGUGGUGAAAUAACCCAGGGCCCUGCAGGGACCCGUGUCUGAGCCCGUAUCCCUCACGCUACUGUCCCGGUCCAACAAACACUCGGCACGGGCACGUGCGCUCACGGCGCGCGGCGAGGCACUGGCAAAGGCGAUCUCAACUCGCUCGAUGAAGUUAGCGGCAAUAAUUGGUGUCACCUCAUUUCCAUUCGGCAUCCUCAGGGCUGUCGGCGAACGUUCCCGGGGACGAACGUGCCCGUAGCAUCACUUUGUGUGCCAUGGUGAAAAGCAGUGAUUAAUUUUUGCCAACAGAAAAGCCUGCGGAUGAACUAAAUGCUGCAGUUCUCUGCCUGAGUGGGCAGAGGCAUACAGAUGGGGGUGGGUAUGUUUCUGUAAAUAUUUAGCAGAAGAUAAUGAAAUUCCAGUGAUGUACAAAAAAUAAUAAUAAUUCCCACAAACAGACCUUCAGUUUGGAGGAUAGAGUUUUUGUCUAUUUUUAUGUAUAUUUUUAUACUGCUUGGGAUAACCUCAUUACCAAAAGUAUCUCUUCUAUGUUGGGGGUCAAGUUCAGUAGCACAAUUUUAAAGCAAAAUUACUCUUUGGGCAUUUUAAAUGCUUAUUUUUUUAUAAGCCUCAAGACAAUUAUAACAAAUAAAAUCUGACUGUGUAUAGAAAUGAUGUAAGAAACCAAGUUUAGUGGAAGUUUUAGAAGAUGUUGAAUAAAUUUUGGAAAGAUGAUACAGAAAUCCUCUAAUGUGGUACCAAGCAGUUGUGUGUGAUUCUUUCCUGAGAAGACCAGCAUUUUGCCUACUGAAAAAUGGAAACAGAAAUGUUUUUACCUGCUGCACCGUGCAGAAGGUUGCAUUAGUGGCUGUGUUUUUUAACUUUUAUCCAGCUGUACCCCUUUUGAAAUAGGUAGUGUUUUCAUCGGUUAGUGAGCUAAGUUGUAUACAACUGUAGUUUUGGUGGGAGAGUAGGAAAGAUUGGGACUAUGGGGCAGCCCUGGUUUUGUAGCUAAUUCAGGCUCCAGCUCAGCAAAUUGUGGCGCGGGUGACUAAAAGGGUGAGAAGAAAAAGUGGGUAGUUAAGUACCUGGUUAGCAAGGACAGGCGGAGCAGGGUAACCUUGCUCGCCUUGCCUUCCUUUGCAGCAAAGGACGGGCUGUGACUUUACAGCAGCAGGAAGGAUUAGCCCCGAGCUCACAGGGUGGUGGUGAAUUGCUGAGCGCUUUCUUUUCUCCUGGAACAGGGGAAGUAAAGGCAGUACAAGUUACCUGGAGCUACAGCUGCUUUUGGUCUGUCCUGCAGUAUCUGGUCUGGGGGUAGCGGUAGCAGCAGCACUGUGGGGCUGACAAAGCAAGGGAGCCACGUGCUGAAGCUCGAGGAUAUGGAUCUAAACUUUCUGUGAGGUCAGGGAGGAUUUUUGGCUGGGCUUGGUCAGAUGGAUACCCACCUGGAUAUCCACGAGGCUCCUGUAAAGCUUGAAAGCUUUUGCUUCCCCUUUGCUUUGACUCAGAAUAAAGCAGUGUCUGAAAUGUUCCCAGUUAAAAAGCGAUACUUGAAGCGUU